Molecule: messenger RNA, 705 nt
Organism: Coprinopsis cinerea okayama7#130
Lineage: Eukaryota; Fungi; Basidiomycota; Agaricomycetes; Agaricales; Psathyrellaceae
Exons: 3
Coding region: 66-695 (209 amino acids)
Biological process (GO): positive regulation of DNA-templated transcription
Cellular component (GO): nucleus
Molecular function (GO): transcription coactivator activity; chromatin DNA binding
Source: RefSeq, a predicted model, not a curated record
CUUCUCUCAAACGCUCUCAACUUUAUCCCCACCUUUACGACUUUAAUUACCGACAAGUAACGAAGAUGGCGCUCAACUGGGCAAUGCUGAACUCGAACCGAACCCCGGUGCCUCUUCCGAACGAGAUGACGAUUACGACUGUCGAUUCCGGCGUAGAUGUCGUGGUCGCCAUUCCACCCAUUGGAUCCAACUCUACAACACCCUCGGGCGCGGGUGGCUCCUCGAGCUCUAGACCGCCUGCUGCAGGACCCGGGUCCUCGUCUACAGUAGCAACCAGCAGCUUUCAGAAACUGAAGGCCACUGGUCGUGUGUGGUUAACUGAUCAACGGUUCAUCUACGUGCCCGAGCCCAACUCCUCCUUCGACUCCCUAUCAGUUCCCCUACACGCCAUCCUCUCAACCGGGUUCCACCAACCAACCUUUGGCUCAAAUUACCUCACCUUCGAACUCAAACCAUCGCCAGACGGCAACCUAACGGAUGGAACGAGCGUCGAAAUCCGGUUCAAGGAUCGUGCGAUGUUCGAGUUUGUUAGUCUGCUAGAGAAGACGAGGGAGCGGGCUAUAUAUAUGAGGAGACAGGCUGCGGAGGACGAGGCUCAAGAUGGACUUCCAUCUUAUACGCUACCUGCUGAAUCGAGCAGCGUUACUCUGAUUGGAGGCAUUCCAGUGGAGAACCCUCCUGGUUACGAUGCUUAACAAUUGGCUC